Molecule: messenger RNA, 420 nt
Organism: Closterium sp. Yama58-4
Lineage: Eukaryota; Viridiplantae; Streptophyta; Zygnematophyceae; Desmidiales; Closteriaceae
Source: the annotation of a GenBank genome assembly
AUGAAUAAUCAGGAUACAAAAUUACGGAUGAUGAAAAUGGCAUGCGAGGUAGGUGAAGGUAGGAGGGAAGAAAGUAUGGAAGGUAGGAGGGAAGGAAGGAAGAGCGAGAGCGAGAGAACGAGAGAGAGAGAGAACGAGAGUGAGAGAGGAGAACGAGAGAGAGAGAGAGAGAGAGAGAACGAGAGAGAGAGAGAGAACGAGAGAGAGAGAGAGAGAGAGAGAGAGAGAGAGAGAGAGAGAGAGAGAGAGAGAGAGAGAGAGAGAGAGAGAGAGAGAGAGAGAGAGAGAGAGAACGAGAGAGAGAGAGAGAGAGAGAGAGAGAGAGAGAGGAGAAAACGAGAGAGAGAGAACGAGAGAGAGAGAACGAGAGAGAGAGAGUGCGAAGCAGCACUGCCUCUAGACGCGCGUGAGAUCCUUUGA